Branchiostoma floridae (Florida lancelet) is the source of this 6870-nucleotide messenger RNA. RefSeq lists its product as uncharacterized. NCBI's taxonomy places the organism in Eukaryota, Metazoa, Chordata, Leptocardii, Amphioxiformes, Branchiostomatidae. Gene Ontology annotation, molecular function: protein binding. The transcript has 33 exons. The record is from RefSeq and is a predicted model, not a curated record. The coding region runs from base 166 to 5463 and encodes 1765 amino acids.
AAGUCCCCUCCAUCCAUAGUGUACUCGUCCAAUAUGGAGGACGGGCUGACAACAGAUCUUGCUUGGCAACCUGUGGCGUCCUAGAUUUGCAUUUUAUCAAAGACGAAGAAACCACACGCCGCUUAACAAAAAUUUAUAUGAGGUGCACCAUGUGACCAGUGAGCAAUGACCAGUCGACAGAGAGGGGGUCAUGGGGCAGGAAGGGGCAUGGCCAGGAUGCCUGCUGCCAAAACCAGACCCCGUCCAUUCUACUCACCUGCCAGUGAGAAGGAAACCAGCAGUCAGAUCCUGAAGGAGGCGCGGGCCUCUGUAACACCUGUAGGAUCAAACAGAGUAGCAGGAGCGAGGAAACCUCCAGUGGGGCAAAGAAAACCUACUACUAACGUUACUACAAAGAAAGGUGGCCUUUUUGGUGAUGCCCUUACAAUCCAACCUCUAGGCCAAACAAGAACCCACAGAGACCUGAACAAACUGCCAGUGUUGGGAAACAAUGUGACAACUUCAUCAAAAGAUGCUAGACAGAUAUCAAGCCAUGCAGGCCCACCAAGGAACAGUGCCAAAACUAAGAAUGAGAGCCGAGUGCUGUCCAGCCAUGCUGGCACCAGGGCUCAGGACAGUCAGGAGAUGGACGAUAAGAGGAGGUCCGAGCUGAAGACCCUGCUACAGAAACACAUUGAGAAGCUGUCAGCAAUGUACCGUACUGAGGAGAUGCAGAGCUUUGGACGCAGGAUGAGGUUUAAAGGAGUCACAACACUCAAACCAUCAUUGUCCAGUCAGAUCCAGCAGGUGUUCCAGGGCAGACAUGACGUGGAGAUCCCCCCCACAGCCAGGAUAGUCAGGGUCUUUCUCAGCUCCACUUUCACAGACACUGCAGAUGAGCGGAAUGCCCUGAUGCAGCACGCUGUGCCUCGUUUGAAGGUCUUCUGUCAGGAGAAGGGGUAUGAGCUGCAACUUGUGGACAUGAGAUGGGGCAUACGUUCAGAGGCAGCUAACGACCACUCCACGUUGGACUUGUGUCUGAAGGAAAUCCACAACUGCCAAAAAGUCUCCACUGGUCCCACUUUUGUGACCCUCCUGUCCCACAAGUACGGCUACCAGCCCCUCCAGCCUAAGGUAGAGUCAGCAGAGUUCAACACACUCCUGGCAGGGGUCAACAGAAAGGAGGAUCAACAGCUUCUCUUGAAAUGGUACCAGGAGGAUGAGAAUGCUAUCCCUGCCACCUACAUUCUUCAGCCAAUCACAGCCCUCCUUUCAGACUACAACCACCCGACCAAUGAGCAGCUGCGUAGUAAAGCAGAGACGACCUGGUGGGAAACAUCCACCACUCUCCACACAAUACUGAUGGAAGCUGCCCUGAAAACCUUGCAGUCUGCCUCGGCUGCGCACAGAUAUGUUUGCUCAAUUACAGAGUUGGAGGUAGAGGAGGGCCUCCUGAAGUCAACGACCCCAAACCAGCAGUGCCUGUGGUUCAGGAGGACCAUCUCUGGGUUAGAUGCAGACAGCACCAAGAAGGACCAAUCCAACAUGGCUGCAAAGUUCAUUGACCUUGAUGAAUCAGGUGCAAUCAACACUGAAGCCCAGGCCCUGCUGCAGCUGUUAGUAGAGAAGAGGAUUCCGAGCAAGCUGUCGAGAGACAACAUCCACAACUAUCAGACAGCCUGGGGAAAGAAUGGAUUUGAAACAAAAGAGAAAGAAGAAUAUGUACAGCAGUUCUGCAGUGACUUUGAGGCCAGUAUAAAGAAGAUGGUGGAGGAUGCCAUUUCCAAACACGCCCAGUCAGAGGUCAAUAACCUGCUGUUUGAGGAAGUAUCCCAGCAUGCCCUGUUCAGCCAAAGCAGGAGUAAGGUGUUCUAUGGAAGACAAGACACGAUCAAGGACAUAGAGUCCUACCUCAACAGUGCAGUCAGUCAGCCUCUGGUGAUCCAUGGUGAGUCUGGCUGUGGGAAGACAUCUGUCAUGGCAGUGGCUGCACACACAGCCAGCCAGAUGGAGGGAGGGAGGGCGGUACUGCUGAGGUUUCUGGGUACCACGCCUGACAGUACCACCAUCCACAGACUGUUACUGAGUCUCUGUCAGCAGAUCAACAUGAUAUACAAGGAUCACAGUCGUGUUCCAGAGACCCUGCAGGAACUAAGAGAAGCCUUCUCAGCAUACCUGUCUAAAGCUACUGCUGAGCAGCCAUUGGUUGUCAUUUUAGAUUCUCUGGAUCAGCUGGACCCACAAGAUGGUGCCAGACAGCUGGGGUGGCUCCCCAAAUCCCUCCCUCCUCAUGUCAAGAUGAUCCUGUCCACCCUUCCUGAUCAGAAAUAUGGAUGUUUCCAACAGUUACAGGCAACUAUCAAGGAUGCAGGGCUGUUCCUGCAGAUCCCUGCCCUGCAGGAGGAUGCUGUAACCCACAUCCUGGGCGGCUGGCUGCAGGCGGCUCACAGGAAACUCACACCUGAGCAGACUCACCUGGUGGUGCAGGCCUUCCACACCUGCCCACUGCCACUCUUCCUCAAACUAGCUUUUGAUGAGGCUUGCAGGUGGCAUUCUUUUUCCAAGCCUGAGGAGACUCGACUGCAGACCACAGUGGUGUCAUGUAUCCAUGCCUUAUUUGAAAGGGUGGAGAAGGAUCAUGGGAAACUACUGGUUCAGCAUGCCUUGGGUUACAUAACUGCUGCUAAGUCUGGGCUGACAGAGUCUGAGCUGGAAGACGUCCUGUCCUGUGAUGAUGAGGUGCUGAAUGAUGUGUUUGAGUGGUGGGUACCGCCUGUACGCCGCCUCCCGGCCAUGCUGUGGGUCAGGAUCAAGACUGAGCUGGCUCCGUACCUGGUCGAGAGAGGUGCAGACGGUGCCAGUGUGAUCUUCUGGUACCACAGACAGUUCAUAGAGACUGCCAAGCAGAGGUUCCUGUCAUCUGAGGAACAGAGCAGGAAACUACACAGCAACCUGGCGGAUUACUUCCUGGGGUCAUGGGGUGGAGGGAAGAAGAAGCCAUUCACCAAUAGGAAGGGUAAGAGUGGUUCAGCAGGCAGACAUGUGGCACCCCAGCCCCUACUGUAUGGCACCAACAAGUACAACCUGAGGAAACUCUCAGAACUACCUCAUCAUCUCAUAAACAGUGGGAAUAGCCAGGUACUGAAGAAAGAGGUUUUAUGUAACCUGCAGUGGUUGGAUACAAAGUUGAAGGGAACAUCUUUGAGACUGGUUCUGGAUGAUUUCAAUGCUGCAUGUCGGUCUGUGCUGACCCCUGACCUGCAGACAGACAUGGAUGUACAGUACGUACGUGAGACCCUGCAGCUGUCACAGGAAGGGCUGAGGUUCCACCCCAACCAGCUGCCAGGCCAGCUCAUCGCUCACAUCAAAACUCACCAGGACACCUGUGGGAUCCUGUCCCAGGCUAGAGCCCCACCCACCGGCUCCUGCCUGCUGCCUUCCAAGUCCUUCCUGACGCCCCCUGGUGGCCCGCUCGUGCACAGCAUGGUGGGCCACACCCUGCAGGUCAUGGCUGUGGCCAUGACUCAGGACUCCAAGUAUGCUGUCACAGGUUCUCUGGACAAUUCCCUGAAGGUUUGGGAUGUGACAGAUGGCUACAUGUUGCGCAGCAUUGAUGAUGUACCAUGGCACAUUGAGGCAAUGAUUCAGCUCUUCAACAACGACCAGUACAUUGUGACAUCUUCAGUUGAUGGAAUUAGAGUGUUGAGGUUUGAGACAGGAGAACAGGUGUACUUCUUUGAGAAACCACAGGAAGAGGAAAAUGACAACUAUUAUAUCUUUGGUCAUGGCUGCAUCCUCAUCGCUAUAGGGUCCACAGUCAGGGUGUUUGACCUGACCACAGGUGCAGAACUUGAGCAGGAUGAGAUGGGUGACCAGGUUGCCAGAGCUCUAGUCAGCCCUACCCAGCCCCUUUUCUGCACCCACUCUGCCAUACACAACAUGAAGCACCUCCUGCACCCCCUCAUGGAGAGUAAACGGUGUAGCCCCGACCUCCAGAAGCUUCUGGAGAACCUCCGAGACAUCCGCAGACUGAUCGAGGACAAGUCUCUCUUUGGAAUCACCUGCAAGGCCCACUUCUUUGAAAUUGCAUCCGAUGGCACAGUAAAGCUGUAUGACAUCAACACUGGCAAAGAAACAACAGUCCCUGCCCUUCAGAAAUGGAACCAGAACAAAGUGGAGAAUGUCCACCGUGCCUACUUCUCACCAAACGGUCGCUUCCUCAUCCUCACCUUCAUCAACUUAACAAUGAUGCUGGACCUAGAGGCUGGGGAAUAUCGGGAGGUGGGCAACAAGCAGACUCUUCGAAGGAUGGCUACAGCUCACGGUACCAUGUUGGUGUCUAGCGGAUAUGAAGACUUCAACAUCAGCAUUUGGGACCUUUCAAGGCCCUCACUAGUUUUAGAAGAACCAGGUACUGAAAUACUAACAAUAGUUCCAAAGAACGUCAAUGACAAAUUUCUUCUGACGUUUGAGCCAGACGAGCCAGAGAAAGGGGAAUCGGUGGUAGCUAAGAUCAUCGACGCUGAAACAGAGGAAGAACAGGAUUCUCAUUCGUGCAGUAACCUUCAGCUGGAGAAAACAGACGUCAAAGCAGUCCAUGUUCUCUCGGACAACCGCCUGGUCAUCCGAGCAGGAGAGAGGAAGAGGUUUGGGGUGGUGGACAUGAACACCUGGGAGGUGGUGACUCCGCUGCAGAGCAACCACGCCUCGUGUGAGCGACACUACGCGGUGGUGAAUAACGAAACGGAGCUGAUAUGUCAGGGCUUCAUGGAGAAGGAUCUUGACAUAUGUCGCCUGGAUUCAGGUGAGGUCGUUGACAAAAUCGUCCCAGGGCUGGAGCAACGCUGUUACCAGAUGAAGACAGAUAAAGAGGGCAGGGUGGCACUUCUGCAGUUCCUACAUCCUAAAGGAAUGCUGCUACAGAUCUGGGAUGUUGUGAGUAGAACCCUCCUGAUGACAGUUGAACCAGAGGGAGCUGAUGCCAUCACCUUCAGGUUUGGUCUGUCCCAUGCCGGCACACACCUGGCCUUGGGGAACUCCUGUAACAUCAGCUGUGGGGACACCACUUUUAUCAACGAGGGGCCGUGUGUGCUGGAAAUCCAGACAGGAAAAGUUGUGCAUUUCUUCCCUGAGGGCCACAUUUUCCUGGAGUUCAUCUCAGACAGCAGAGUGGUCUCCACGGACGCAGGACAGUGGCAUGUCUGGGAUGUCACUACUGGAAGCCAGCAGAGUGUGAUGUCUAUCCCUGUACACCCCAUGAUUGCGGAUGGCCUGAUCCUGAGUACGGUAGGAGACCGUGUUCUGGUGUCAACUGGAGAUAAGAAGACCAUUGCUGUGUAUGACAUGUCUUCAGGCACACAGCUGGGCAGCUUCACCUUUGAGAUUAUGCUGAAAGAAUGUGUUCUUCUCGGAGGUGGUGACUUGGUGGCUGCUCGCUUUGACAGGAGAAUGAUCGUCUUAAAGCUGCACAACAAUGUCAAGUAGAUGACACACAUGAAGCAAUUAUGUUUCAUAUCUUGCAAUACUUCUUGAUGAUGAUGGUGAUGAAUACCUCUUGUUUGUGGAACCUGUUGCCACAAGCAUUUUAAAAUUUCUAAGAUCCAUAAAUUUAGGUAAGACUCAGGGUUGUAGCCAGCAUCCGUCCUUCCGGCCUUUGAUGGAAUUUGUAGCUGGGGACGGAAAAAAAAUUUGCCCAUUUCGUCCUCUGUGAGCCAAAUUUAACCCUUAAAAUGCAGGAAAUAGCGUUUCAGAGGGACCAGAUUUCAAACUUUUCUAGUAGGAAAACGCUGCGGCAAAGCCAUUCAAAUUUGAGGGGACGGAAAAUGAUUUCUGUCUGUCUACAACCCUGGUAAGACUUCUCGAACAUUGUCAGCAACUCAAGAAUAAAUCUAUGACUCAGGACCUUAAAGUUUCAGGGAUAAGUACUCUUUAUAGUUGGUGUUCAAUGUGAAGUACUUAAUAUAUGCUAGCAUUGUAUAAAACACAGAACUCUACAGUUGAGUAUUCAACUAGUAUCUCUAGCAUCUUCUGUGUGUUAGUGCAAUGGUUUUGUAAAUAUGUAGCAAUCUAUCUAUCUGCUAAUCUUGCAAUGUAAUGUACAUUUUUUUGUAUGUUCAAUUUGGCAAUUAGUACGGGAUUUACACAUUGUACUAUGUCUUGGAAUUUAUUGCAAGGUUAUUGAUUGUAUAUAAUGAUGAGAGUUUCAGAACUAAAUUCAUGAACUUACUUGCACAGGAGACUAAAUGCCCAAGUAAUGGUCAAUCAGAUUGGUUCUGAAAAUAAGUCUUAUGUCCUUUGUACUGACUACCAGGAUAUCAUAUGCAUGUACAAUCAUGUAUUUCUAGUCUGCAGUGAUGUUCCAUAUGCAUGCAGUAAAAAAAUGAACUUGAUGCAAAAGUGAGGUAUUUUUCAUUAUAGAUCUACAAAAUUAAUGUAAACCCUUCUCUAACUUUAAAAGUAAGCUCUUAUCAAUAGUUGAAAUAUUAUAUUGAUCAAAUUAUUUUUCUGUAUGUUGUCUUUUAUGUGAGCAGAUUGUAUAUAUUCAGAUCACAGAGAUGUUAUAUAUUGCAUUGCAAUGAUUAAUUGAACAUAUUGAAAUCAGGCACAUUUUGGCAAUAUUAAGAUGAUUCUAGAUCUAGCUUUAACAUGUAUCAUGAAAGAUAUAUAUACUGGUGGUGUUUUGGGUCCCCAUGUAGUUUUCUGUAGGACUUUUGUGGGGUUUUCUUGGAGGUUUUCAUUUGAAUUUCAUACCAUUAGGCACAAUGUUCAUAUAUUGGUGUUAUAAAGCAAUGGCAGGUACAAUUUCCAAGUCGCAUUCCUUGUUCAGGAAUUUCUGAUGAAAGUGCAGAGAUGAAAGUAAAAACCUCAAUAAAUCAGUCUCUUACAAUGUCA